AUGUUCACAGUAGAUGAAACUCAUUGCCCAAAUAUCAAAAGAUAUGCCAUUGGCAGAUUUAUCGACAUUGAUGAGAAUCUUCUGAAGCUCAAGCUCCGGUAUCCGGUCAGGACACAAAUACAAAAUCCAGAAGCCAAUAUGUACUGGAUAACAAAAUCAAUAAUGGACACCUCGUCUAGGCUUAUGUCUGAGAUUGAUGCAGUCUACAAGAAGAUGGGCAGAAAAAGUACGGCAUUCUGGAAGAAUGUUCAGGUGGUCUCUGUCCUAGACUGCGGGUCACAAAAUCCAUUUGAUGAAUCCGAGCUCUACAUUCCGCAUCUAGAUGCCUAUGUAUACUCCAAUAAUGAUGGGACCCUUCAAACUACAAAUUUUGAGCGGAACAGAUGGGACACUCUCCAUUCAACAAUGUCAACAAUAUUGUCUGAAAGUGACACAUCUGAUUCAGAAUCUUCAAGCUUGUAUGAAGAGUCUUCCACAGAGGAUUAUGAAGAAGUAGACAAACUAUCAACAAGUUUACCAGCAGUUGAGAGCCAUAGCGACGAGGAUUCUAUAGCAUCAGAUGAUGAUUCAGUAUCUGAAAGCACCAGUGAAGCGCCCCAAUCAAACUCUUCUGACUCAACCAAUCCACCCGAUGCCGCAACUUUGACAGAAUUUCACCCGUUUAGUCGAUUUGCUCCGGAGCUACAGAGAAUUGUCUUCAAGCUGGCAUUGCCUGUUUCUGACCCACUUCUCUUGAAGUUUGAGAUCGACGUUGAGGAGCUUCCUACUAUGAUUCGUCAGAAUAAGAAAACAGGAGAGAUUUAUCACUCGGAUACAGAUUUCACAAUCACAACCUCUGCCUGGAGUGCCAAAUCUCCUCCCUUAUUGCCAAUUUUGCUAGCAUGUAAAGCUUCUAAUGAGGCUGUAACAAGCGGCGGAUACGAAAGAAUUGCUGUCUCUUUUCCAGAUAACAACAAUCGACAGAACAACUAUGUUAUGAAGCAAAAGCCUCACCUGAACAUCGAAUAUCUUACAUUACCACCUCCGCAACGCAAUCAUACUUGGCUACGCCCUGCCAAGGAUACAUUGGUGGUUUAUGCAAAGGAUUUCGUGAUGUUGUAUCAACAUGGCGGCUCUAUGAACCUUGAAAAUAUCACACAUCUGGCGGUACACAACCUGUUAGAGAGAGAUAGACACAAUGGAAGUAAAUUAAGAGCUCGAAAUCUCUGGAAAUGGGUCUUUCUUAUUGCCGAAAAGCACUGCCCGACGUUGAAGAAACUCAGUCUCCUUCUCGGUAUCGACUUCACAGAGGAGGACGACGAUGACCCAUAUGUCAUUGAACAUGAUACACAUAACAUCAUUGUUGAUGUUGAUGAAAAGUUCUACCAACUUGAUUUUCAUGAUGAAUCAUAUGAUGAACGCUCCGUGGCAGGCGGUGAGCGAUUUGGAAUCGAUGAGCUGUUUACACAAGAGAAGAUGGUUAUUGAGCUAAGAGACACAUCGAGUGUGCUAGCAGAGUAUUUGAAUGAACAUGUUGACGACGAAGACAAGGCUAAGUAUUGGAAGAAUGUCGAGGUCCUCCCUGGCUUCCGAGCUAGGCCCGAUCACAUGCAAAAUACAACGAAGAUUAUGGGUGUGGGCGCGUGGGUACCCCAUGAUGCCAACGGAAAGCUAGUUUGCAGGGCUUAG
Molecule: messenger RNA, 1668 nt
Organism: Botrytis fragariae
Lineage: Eukaryota; Fungi; Ascomycota; Leotiomycetes; Helotiales; Sclerotiniaceae
Exons: 5
Coding region: 1-1668 (555 amino acids)
Source: RefSeq, a predicted model, not a curated record